AUGGAAACUUUCGGUUCCAGAAGACAGAAUCAGUGUCCUCCCGGACUCACUUCUUUAUCGUCUCGGUUGCGGCUUUCAAUUCCAGGAGAAGACAGAAUCAGUGCUCUACCGGAUUCACUUCUUUAUCACAUUCUUUCUUUUCUUCCAAUGAAAGACACUGCCGCAACAACGGUCCUCUCAAAAAGGUGGAAACCACUCUUCCUCUCACAACUCAUACUCAACUUCGAAGACAACCCUUUUCCAAACCCUUCGCAAUUUCGACGAUUCCUCAACUCCUUCAUCGCCGAGCGAGAUAAUAAUCUACCUAUCCUCUCAUUCAACCUCAAAUGUCGCUUCCGCUAUUUCAAGUACGAUAUCACCAAAUUUGUUACUAAUGUAGUUCAACGAGGAGUUCAAAACUUAAGCAUUGAUCUAUUAUUCCACGGCAGAGUCCCUACUUGCGUUCUAACUACAAAAACCUUGGCUGUACUCAAAUUGAAGAGGUUAACAUUUGAUGUUCCACACGUUCAUCUUCCGUCACUAAAAGUUCUUCACUUAGAACAUGUCACUUUCGGAUAUUUUGAAUAUAUCACCAAACUUCUAUCAGGCUGUCCCAUUCUAAACGAAUUGGAAACGAAGGAUUUAUUCAUAGAGCAAUAUUCUAGGGUUCUAAGGGUGGUGGUUCUAAGCCUUCCCAAUUUGGUAAGAGCUAAUAUUUCUGAUGAUCUUAUUCGGUACGAUUGGCUUCAUAUGGCGCAGCAUCUGCGCAUACGACAGUGGUAUAAGAUAGCUAGCUUGUGGCUUGCUCUAAAAUGGAUCAAGGAAGAAGUUGGCUAUAUCUUUUUACAGAGGUCUAGGAAGAAGUUUCGACAGUUAUUUUUUCCUUUGGGAGAUGGUAUUCCUUUCCAUGUCUUACACACACUUAGCUCUGGAACGUUGUCAAAGAAUGAGAGUUGUUAUGGUUUAUCUUAUGAAACUCAAUUAAGGUAUGAUGAUGGAAGUAGGACUAUAGAGAAGCAUUGA
Messenger RNA from Medicago truncatula (barrel medic), 1002 nucleotides. Its product is annotated as F-box/LRR-repeat protein At4g14103. NCBI's taxonomy places the organism in Eukaryota, Viridiplantae, Streptophyta, Magnoliopsida, Fabales, Fabaceae. Gene Ontology annotation, molecular function: protein binding. The transcript is spliced from 4 exons. Bases 1 to 1002 code for a protein of 333 amino acids. The record is from RefSeq and is a predicted model, not a curated record.